Pleuronectes platessa (European plaice) is the source of this 3119-nucleotide messenger RNA. RefSeq names its product tetraspanin 12 (gene tspan12). Gene Ontology annotation, cellular component: membrane. Bases 877 to 1776 code for a protein of 299 amino acids. The record is from RefSeq and is a predicted model, not a curated record. NCBI's taxonomy places the organism in Eukaryota, Metazoa, Chordata, Actinopteri, Pleuronectiformes, Pleuronectidae. The transcript has 8 exons.
GAGAGAGAGAGAGAGAGAGAGAGAGAGGAGCUGCUACUCAGAGAGUUUAAUUAGUGACGAGAAAGAAGAAGCAGCAGCAGGAGACAGUUGAACAGUUGUAGUUCUGCUUCAGGUCCCUGUCUCAGUCCUCAGAGACACAGAUCUGGUUUUAAAGCAGGUCACUGAGGAUUUAAAUCAGCUGCUGACGACCUAGCUGGACUCUGGACUCGGUCUGGACUCUUGUCUCUGGUCUCAGCUGGACUCUGGACUCGGUCUGGACUCUUGUCUCUGGUCUCAGCUGGACUCUGGUAUCUGUCUGGUCCUAGUCUCAGCUGGACCCUGGACUCUGUCUGGACUCUGGUCUUUGUGAGCUUCUGGUCCUAGUCUCAGCCGGACUCUGGACUCUGUCUGGACUCUGGUCUUUGUCAGCGUCUGGUCUCUGGUCUCAGCUGGACUCUGGUCUUUGUCAGCUUCUGGUCCUAGUCUCAGCCGGACUCUGGACUCUGUCUGGACUCUGGUCUUUGUCAGCGUCUGGUCUCUGGUCUCAGCUGGACUCUGGUCUCUGUCUGGUCCUGGUCUCUGGUCUCAGCUUGACUCUGGACUCUGUCUGGACUCUGGUCUUUGUCAGCGUCUGGUCUCUGGUCUCAGCUGGACUCUGGUCUCUGUCUGGUCCUGGUCUCUGUUCUCAGCUUGACUCUGGACUCUGUCUGGACUCUGGUCUUUGUCAGCGUCUGGUCUCUGGUCUCAGCUGGACUCUGGUCUCUGUCUGGUCCUGGUCUCUGGUCUCAGCUGGACUCUGGACUGUGUCUGGACUCUGGUUUUGGUCCUUGUCUGAGUGUCCUCGGACGGUGAACCCCCCCCACGAGGCUUGAGCCUGGGAAGCAUGAUGCCAUCGGGAUGGCUCGUGAGGACGCGGUGAGAUGUCUGAGGUGUCUGCUGUACGCACUCAACGUGCUCUUCUGGCUGAUGUCAGCGUGUGUGUUGGGAGUGGCCGCGUGGAUCCGAGACGCUCUGAACACCGUCCUGACGCUGACGGCUCACACCAGGCUGGAGGAAGCGGCCGUCCUCACGUACUCUCCAGCUGUUCAUCCCGUCAUCAUCGCCGUGUGCUGCUUCCUCAUCAUCGUGGCGAUGGUGGGAUACUGUGGAGCGCUCAGGUGCAACCUGCUGCUGCUCUCCUGGUACCUGUGCAGUCUGCUGGUGAUCUUCUGCGUUGAACUGGCCAGCGCCGUGUGGACGUAUGACCAGCCAUCAGUGCAGCGCUCUGAUAUGAUCAGUCUCAAGUCUCGGAUGUCAAACUACGGCCUGCAGAGAUACCAGUGGCUCACACACACCUGGAACAGCUUCCAGACACAGUUUAAAUGCUGUGGAGUGAUGUACUUCACUGAUUGGCUGGAGAUGACAGAGAUGGAGUGGCCUCCUGACUCCUGCUGCUCCAAUCAGUAUCCAGGCUGCGCUCGCCACGCCCACUACCACGACCUGAGUGACCUCUACCAAGAGGGCUGUGGUCCAAAGAUCUACGGUUUCAUUCGUGGGACGAAGCAGUUGCAGGCGCUGCGUUUCCUGGGCGUGUCCAUCGGCGUGGCUCAGAUCCUGGCCAUGGCGCUCACCCUCACGCUGCUCUGGGCGCUUUAUUAUGGACGAAAGUCUCCAGACCUGGACUCCAUGGCACCCCCGAUGGACUCCGGCCCCGACACUGUGACGCAUGGAGCCUCAGGUUCAGGCAGUAACCAGACUAACAUGUCCGCUGCCUCCACGCCGAAGGAACACCAGUUUGAGAUGGAGUGCCUGUCGUAGCCGUGUGGACAAGCAGGACGCUCUCCGGGUUCAUGUCUGAGACGUGUAAACAUGUGACAUCAUCAGAGGACCAAGCAGAAACUGAGGAAAACAUGACGUGGAAAAAAAACGUAAAAAACAAUGAGAAAUUAAAUAGCAGUGAAAUUUCAAGUCAGGAACACGUUGUGAAGAUAUCAGGAACACGUCAGGAACACGUCAGGAACACGUCAGGAACACGUCAGGAACACGUUGUGAAGACAUCAGGAACAUGUCAGGAACACGUCAGGAACACGUCAGGAACACGUCAGGAACACGUCAGGAACACGUCAGGAACACGUUGUGAAGAUAUCAGGAACACGUCAGGAACACAUCAGGAACACGUCAGGAACACGUUGUGAAGACAUCAGGAACAUGUCAGGAACACGUCAGGAACACGUCAGGAACACGUCAGGAACACGUUGUGAAGACGUCAAGAACACGUCAGGAACACGUUGUGAAGACGUCAGGAACACGUCAGGAACACGUCAGGAACACGUUGUGAAGACAUCAGGAACACGUCAGGAACACGUUGUGAAGACAUCAGGAACAUGUCAGGAACACGUCAGGAACAUGUCAGGAACAUGUCAGGAACACGUUGUGAAGACAUCAGGAACAUGUCAGGAACACGUCAGGAACACGUCAGGAACACGUCAGGAACACGUUGUGAAGACGUCAAGAACACGUCAGGAACACGUUGUGAAGACGUCAGGAACACGUCAGGAACACGUCAGGAACACGUUGUGAAGACAUCAGGAACACGUCAGGAACACGUUGUGAAGACAUCAGGAACACGUCAGGAACACGUCAGGAACACGUUGUGAAGACAUCAGGAACACGUCAGGAACACGUCAGGAACACGUUGUGAAGACAUCAGGAACACGUCAGGAACAUGUCAGGAACACGUCAGGAACACGUUGUGAAGACAUCAGGAACACGUCAGGAACACGUCAGGAACACGUCAGGAACACGUCAGGAACACGUCAGGAACACGUUGUGAAGACAUCAGGAACACGUCAGGAACACGUCAGGAACACGUCAGGAACACGUCAGGAACACGCUGGAACAAAGACAGAAACAUUGUCCCUUUAAAGUGAACCUGAGCUGAUUCGUAGGAACCAGGACAGAUCGUGGCUCCUUAUUGAACAUGAACAUGAAGCUUGAUGGAACCACAACUGUUCUCAAGACGUUCUCUAGAACCUGAGCUGUUCCCAUGUGAGGGAUCAGCAGAUUUGUGUUUUAUAUGUGAACAUGUGUGAUGUUGAUGUUUCAUACUUUUGUGUCUGAGUUAUUUUUCUCACUGGAAAAUAAAACAAAGUUUGAAAGUU